Messenger RNA from Rhinocladiella mackenziei CBS 650.93, 1368 nucleotides. RefSeq lists its product as uncharacterized. The transcript is spliced from 2 exons. Bases 1 to 1368 code for a protein of 455 amino acids. Gene Ontology annotation, biological process: regulation of transcription by RNA polymerase II. Gene Ontology annotation, molecular function: DNA-binding transcription activator activity, RNA polymerase II-specific; zinc ion binding. The record is from RefSeq and is a predicted model, not a curated record. Lineage: Eukaryota; Fungi; Ascomycota; Eurotiomycetes; Chaetothyriales; Herpotrichiellaceae.
AUGCAGCAUGCCGAGAUCGACCACCAGAAACUCAUGCAGACCGUCUUCAGAGUUCCACUAAAGUCGGCUCCUCGAGAUCUUGGUAUAUCGCCCACCACCAAGACCGCCUUUCAUGCCAGAAAGUCCCACAAAAAGUCGCGUACGGGGUGCAAGACGUGUAAGCAGCGCCGAAUCAAGUGUGACGAAAACAAGGAUGGCGGAUGCCUGAAGUGCCAAAGCCACGGCCUGGACUGUGACUACAACAGAGACCAAUUGUCCAUCAAGGGUAACCUUAUUUUGCCUAGAGGUGAGGAACACGGUCUUCUGUCUAGUGGAUCAAAUGAUUCGUCUGCCGGCGCUCUCGUCAAGAUCAACCAUAUGAGGUCGUUGACUCCUCUCCGCCCAGGACUUAAUCCGAUAUUCCCUUGCACAGACGAGCUACCAGACCGGAUGACACCGAUUUUUCAAACUCUCCAUCAUUUCGAUACGGUUACCUAUUGCUCUAUGGGAUCAGACAUGGGGCAACAGAUCAUUCGGUACAGCAUGUACAAUAUCGUCCUGGAAAAGCCAUAUCUGAUGCACGCUAUUAACGGAAUCUCGGCGGCUCAUCUUUGUCAUCUUCUUCCUGCCGCUCAACACCCUAUCCAACACAAACAGAACAAGCUGGCGGACGCAUAUCACUGGCAAAAAGCCUUGCGACUAUUUCGCAACGAAAUCGCUUCUGGUGCCAACAAGCAGAACAUGGACGCUCUUCUUUCCACGAUUAUGCUGAUCUGCGUCCACCAGUUCAUGCUUGCCGAUCCCAUGCCAGAUCCCAGCAAAAGUUUUGUAUACGCACCGUCAGAGAAAAGAGACGAGUAUAUGAAAUGGCUGACCAUCCAACAUGGAUUCCAAGCCUUGUGGUUGGAGUUGGGAGAGACUCUAUGGGAGUCGAUUUGGAGCCCGGUGUUGAGGGAUUCAGACUUGAAACCAGUCGCACCACUUUUCUUAGACGUUCCGGAAGGAGAUGAAGAGCAUGCAUUGUUUCUUGAACUAUGUGAGGUGACCAAGGAAACGUCACGCGAAGAGAACCCCUUUUACACGCCUCUGGAAUACUUGCUCUUCUUGCGCCUGUUGCGGCCAAGCAUGAAUAUCUUUAACAAACUAAUCACAUUCGUGGGGGUGAUCGACGACAGAUUCUACAAUCUCUUGCGAAUACGUGAGAAGCGGGCACUGAUCAUUCUAGCUCACUGGCUGGCUAGAAUGAGUGAGAUUCAACAAUGGUGGAUAAGUGGAAGAAGCAGGACGGAAUGUAUUGCCAUCAUCACAUUUCUGAUGUAUGAUCAAGACGAAAGAAUCAGGAGAUUAUUAGCAUAUCCUGCGAAAUCGGUGGGCCUUCCAUUGGUCUGA